AUGCUCUCGAGAAGACUUGUCGCAACCGCGCGCUCCGUGCCGCUGCGCCGGUACCAGCCGCGCCAGCUUCCGCUGCAGCUGCCACAGAUGAUGCAGCACGUCCGCAACUAUGCCGACAAGGUCGUCAAGGUGCCGCAGAUGGCCGAGUCCAUAUCCGAGGGUACCUUGAAGCAGUGGUCUAAGCAGGUUGGCGACUUUGUCGAGCAGGACGAGGAGAUCGCUACUAUCGAGACUGACAAGAUCGAUGUCGCUGUCAAUGCUCCCGAGGCCGGUAUCAUCAAGGAGUUCCUGGUCAAUGAGGAAGACACCGUCACUGUUGGCCAGGAUAUCGUCAAGAUGGAGCUCGGCGGCGAAAAGUCCAGUGAGAGCAAGGACUCUGGCGACAAGAAGGAGGCUGCAGAGAAGCCCAAGUCUGAACCCGAGUCCAAGCCAGAGCCAUCCAAGACGGAGUCGAAACCUGAGCCCAAGCAGGAGGAGCCUCAAAAAGAUGCAUCUGCCAGCAAGCCAGCUCCCCCGGCCAAGGAGACGUCGAAGGCCGCCCCCGCCCCCAAGGAGACGGCAGCAAGCGCCACCCCAGCCUUCGGUAGCCGUGAAGAGCGCCGCGUGAAAAUGAACCGCAUGCGCCUCCGAAUCGCCGAAAGACUUAAGCAAUCGCAGAACACUGCCGCGUCCCUCACCACAUUCAACGAGGUUGACAUGUCUUCUCUUAUCGAGUUUCGGAAGCUCUACCGCGACGACGUGCUUAAGAAGACGGGAGUCAAGCUCGGAUUCAUGAGCGCUUUCUCCCGUGCCUGUGUUCUAGCCAUGCGUGACAUCCCCGCUGUGAACGCAUCUAUCGAGGGUCCCAACGGCGGUGACACCAUUGUGUACCGUGACUACGUCGAUAUCAGCGUGGCUGUGGCCACAGAGAAGGGUCUUGUCACGCCCGUUGUUCGCAACACCGAGUCGCUGGACAUGCUGGGAAUUGAGAAGGCCAUUGCCGACAUGGGCAAGAAGGCCCGUGACAACAAAUUGACCAUUGAGGAUAUGGCAGGUGGUACUUUCACCAUCAGCAACGGUGGUGUCUUUGGCUCCCUUAUGGGAACUCCCAUCAUCAACCUUCCCCAGACUGCUGUUCUUGGACUCCACGCUGUCAAGGAGCGCCCCGUGGCCGUCAACGGCAAGAUCGAGAUCCGCCCCAUGAUGUACCUGGCCCUCACCUACGACCACCGCCUUCUCGACGGAAGGGAAGCUGUUCAGUUCUUGGUCAAGGUUAAGGAGUACAUUGAGGACCCCAGACGCAUGCUCCUGUAA
Messenger RNA from Colletotrichum spaethianum, 1293 nucleotides. Its product is annotated as putative dihydroxy-acid dehydratase, mitochondrial. The record is from RefSeq and is a predicted model, not a curated record. Lineage: Eukaryota; Fungi; Ascomycota; Sordariomycetes; Glomerellales; Glomerellaceae. Gene Ontology annotation, cellular component: oxoglutarate dehydrogenase complex. The coding region runs from base 1 to 1293 and encodes 430 amino acids. Gene Ontology annotation, biological process: tricarboxylic acid cycle. Gene Ontology annotation, molecular function: dihydrolipoyllysine-residue succinyltransferase activity. The transcript is spliced from 4 exons.